AUGGAGAACGAGCGGGACCCCCAAAUUAUGUCGCGAGACGCUGUGCGAGCACUUUUCCAGAGCUACGUGCUUGAUCCGUUGAAGUUCUGCAUCCUUGGAGCCAGUGUGGCCUACAGUUUGUCUCCUGCCAUGCAUAAUGCGGCCUUCCAACAUUGCGGUAUGAGCCACGUUUAUAGGAUACCCGAGACUCCCUCGCUGGCAGUGUUGGAUGACUUGCGCCAGGAUCCGAAUUUUGGAGGGUCCAGUGUCGUCCAGCCGUGGCGAGUGGAAGUCUAUCACAAACUUGCAGCCAAAAGUCGGCACGCUGAAGCUAUUGGCGCAAUCAACACAAUUAUGCCGUUGCGAGGACAUCCAGAUGGCACAAUGUUUACUCUCCAGGAGCAGGCUAGUCGACGCAACCAGGCAGGCCCGGUGCUCGGCUGGUACGGAGAGAACACGGACUGGGUGGGUAUCAUGACCUGUGUGACUCGCCAUCUGUCGCCUCGCAAUGCGAUUAGUGCAAAGACCACCGGUCUCGUCAUUGGAGCUGGCGGUAUGGCCCGGUCUGCCAUAUACGCAAUGCUUCGUCUGGGCUGUCGAAAAAUCUUUAUCUACAACCGAACCCUUUCACGGGCGGAAGAAGUUGCCAGGCACUUCAACUCGUGGGCAUCUUCUCAAGUUGCCUCGGCAGAGGUUGUCCGAGUCUUGAGGUCGACCCAGGAUGAUUGGCCUGACGAUGCCAAUCCACCUAGUCUCAUUGCAUCAUGUGUGCCUGCCGACCCAGACCGUAACGAGCCCCCCGCGAACUUUGAGAUGCCCCUGCAGUGGCUAGGAAGUCCAACUGGAGGAGUGGUGUUAGAGCUGGCUUAUAAGCCUCUCGACACUCCUCUUCUACAGCAGAUGCGUCGUAUCCGGAGUGAUACCGGACGGUCGUGGGUUCUAUCGGAUGGUUUGGAAAACGUGAUUGAACAGGGAAUUGCUCAAUUCGAAUUGAUGACCGGCCGCAAAGCCCCUCGAAGACUGAUGGCCCUGGAGGUCUUGCGUCACUAUGAGGGUGACAGUGGACGAUUUGACGAAAAGACGAUUCAAGAUCGACUGGACGGCGUUUGCUCGUAG
This is a messenger RNA of Penicillium maclennaniae, 1095 nucleotides long. Its product is annotated as shikimate dehydrogenase family protein. The record is from RefSeq and is a predicted model, not a curated record. Gene Ontology annotation, biological process: chorismate biosynthetic process. The coding region runs from base 1 to 1095 and encodes 364 amino acids. The transcript is spliced from 2 exons. NCBI's taxonomy places the organism in Eukaryota, Fungi, Ascomycota, Eurotiomycetes, Eurotiales, Aspergillaceae. Gene Ontology annotation, molecular function: shikimate 3-dehydrogenase (NADP+) activity; 3-phosphoshikimate 1-carboxyvinyltransferase activity.